CGGGGAUGCAGGACAGGCUCGGCUGCCGGGGGUGGGCGGUUCGCGCUCCCCUGCCUGGGCCCGGGCCGUGCCCACGCCGCUGCUCCGCCCCCGGGGAGGGGGUAGGCACAGCCCAUCGAGGCGGCGUCAGCCCCGCAUCUCCCCCCGCUUCUGCCCACUGACGGUGCAGGGCUGGUCGGCAGCGGCUGCUCAGGGGAAGAAGCAUGAGCAAGAUGAACUGCAUCCUGUUAACUGCCUGCCUGGCUCUAGUUGCUUUCUGUAGUUCUGGUGCUGCCCUAAGGUGCUACCACUGCGAGAACAGCCCUGCCUUGUGCAAGACCAACAGCACUUGCUUACCGAAUGAAGAUACUUGCUUGCAGAUGAAAUUUGGUAAAUUGAGAACUUCCUCCUGCUGGAAGACAUCCCAGUGCAGCAUGAAUGAUAUUGCUGAGUUCUUCCAAUUGGAUAAUUUUGAGUUCUUUUGCUGCCAGCACGACUUGUGCAAUGAAGGUGCAAUGACUGGGGUUGACAAAGCAGCCUUCAGUAUUGCCUCAGUGGUGACUAUGCUGUGGAUGCUUCUGUAGCGAGCCUGGUCUGUGUGCCCUGCCAUCCAGCUGACAUGAUCUCAAACCCAUUUGCUCCUCUCUGCGCUGCUCCUCUCACACUGUCCCUUCCUAGCCAUGGGCAGAAACAUUGUCUUUCAUUUUGAAUUCUGUUUCCAUGGAAAGGUAAUUAUUUGUGGUGGGGAUUUCUGACUGCUCCCUUGUCAUACCACGAAGAGUGGGUUUGAGAAGUGUUGGAUCAUGCCAUAAGCCCGACGCAGUGCUUCAUGCUGAGCGCAGAAACGUUUAUUUCCAAGUGUUCCCAUCACUGGGAGGGUUUCUUUCCUUGUUACAAGCCAAGGGCGUGACCUUGUCAGCACUGUUAUUCUGGGAGAAAGCAGCUACACUUAAGCCCAAACUGAAAUACUGCUUUGAGUAAGGAGCCCUUUUCCUGUUGUUUUGGUGUGUCUGUGAGCAUGCAGACGACACUGCUGGCCCUUUCCCCGCCUUGGCCCGUGCCUCGGGCUGUCGGGAAGCAUGCGCUUUGCACCGAGUAUUUAGUGGCGAGCUGGGAGCUGUUUAUGAACGCUGAGGAGCUGCACUGGCACUUCCAGUUUGUUUUUCCUCAUGGUAGCUGUUGGGUUGUGUUGAAAACUGUGAGAUGUAAACUUAACCCCUCAAGCUUUCCCCCAAGAGUGUUAAACCAAACCUUGCAGGUCUUUACAUUUUUACUUUUGUGCAAUGUGUAAAUGCCAGUACAAAACAUUUGUGUAUCUAUACUGCAUGGAUACCGAACUGCUCAGUCUGCAGGCGUGAGAGCUGAACUGUUCUGUACGCUGCUCGCCCUUAGCCGUGGGGACAGAACUUUGAUACUCCUCCAGUACUUAAGGACCCUCUCAGUCAGGACAAUGUCAAAUCCUCACUCUUGGCACGUCCUUGCCAGAGUCACAGUUCAUUGCCAAAGGUAUACUCUCUGAGCUCGUGCUCUGCAGGGUGCCAGUGACGCCAGCUCACCCAGUCGUAUCAGGGGUGCUACUCCAUGCAGGGUUAUCUUUUAGUUAAGCUUAGCUUAGCUACGAAAGCAUCCUGGGAACUCUCUGGUCUUUCAAAAUAUGGAAGUCAUCCUGUCUUUGAUUAAUAAAAAAGCCAAAAAAGGAAA
Molecule: messenger RNA, 1680 nt
Organism: Pogoniulus pusillus (Red-fronted tinkerbird)
Lineage: Eukaryota; Metazoa; Chordata; Aves; Piciformes; Lybiidae
Gene: CD59
Product: CD59 molecule (CD59 blood group)
Exons: 4
Coding region: 204-563 (119 amino acids)
Source: RefSeq, a predicted model, not a curated record